AUGGGCCGCCUUGUCAAUCAAGCUUUAGAGAGAGCCACCCACAGUCACGGGGAACUUUUGAACCCUUCAGCACUGAGAGCCGAGCUCGCUGGCAAACAGUUCUGUGGGGAGAGGCAGGAGUGGGAGCUGGGCUGCAUUAUUCUCACUUCCGUGCGCUGGGCCCUUGCACACCUCCCCCUCUUUCACAAUUAG
This is a messenger RNA of Podarcis lilfordi (Lilford's wall lizard), 192 nucleotides long. The record is from the annotation of a GenBank genome assembly. Lineage: Eukaryota; Metazoa; Chordata; Lepidosauria; Squamata; Lacertidae.